Molecule: messenger RNA, 3138 nt
Organism: Cydia splendana
Lineage: Eukaryota; Metazoa; Arthropoda; Insecta; Lepidoptera; Tortricidae
Exons: 4
Coding region: 1-3138 (1045 amino acids)
Source: RefSeq, a predicted model, not a curated record
AUGGCGAAAAGAGAUUUACAUGAAAUGCGAAAAGCAAAUAACGGAGUUGAGGAAGCUCUCGUACCUGUAUUACUACGCAUCACGCUAUGGGUGUCGCGCGUUCUAUGCGCGGUGCCGGCGCGGCUAAAACGUUCGCGCAGCGGUUGGUGGCUCGCCGUGUCGCCGACAUUGGCCAAACUACAGUGCCUGAUCGUCGUUAUCAGUCAUACUCUAAUGCUGACGGCAUUUACGCUCGAAUUACUGUCGGAAAACUCCGACCGCGUACGUUUGGGGAGUUCAUUGCUUAACGUGGGCAUGUUCAUCGCAGAGUCGUUAUUGUUGAUGCUCGUGUAUAGCGUCGGCGCGUGGGCUGCCCCGCGACAACUCAGGCAGAUCAUCCUUGUGCUUCAACAGUUGACAAAGUUAGAUACAAAGCUGCGACGCGAGUUUGAGGAGAAACACAUCAACGUGGAGAUGCCUCAGUACAAGCAGAUUAGGGCAUUUUUACACGCGAAAAGCGAAGCAUUGUUGCGCGAUACGCACUUUACCGGCGUUACUUCUAAAAACGCGAACACUUCUAAAGAGGCAACGGGAACUUUACCGAAACCGAAGCGACUUAACGUCACGCAUACUCUCCUCUCUCCUACCGUGAACCCCCUUCCAAAGGGUGGUGACAAACAAGAGGUGAAACCGAAAGUUUCGGGAACUCCGUCAGUUUCGGCAACUCUGAAAGUUGUCCGAAAAUGUUCCUUCUGUGGUGAAGAGCACAACAUAUCAGCCUGCAAGGACUUUAUAGCUAAAUCAGUGGAUGAACGAAUGGCUCUUACCACGGAGAGGAAAUGGUGCUACAACUGUCUUAACGCGUCUCAUUCAGUGCGACAAUGCACAUCGAUAUUCUCUUGUCAGAAAUGCAAGCGGAAGCACCACACUCUGUUGCACCGAGAGCAAGCUGCCAGCAAUCCUGAACCUUCUGGUGAAAAAUCAAGCUCAGUCGUCUUACUAGCUAAAGAAUCGUUGACUCCGUCCAAUUCACCUUCGAAUACGACCGUGCUACUGGCAACCGCGCUCGUCCAAAUUCGUGAUGCUUCAGGCGAGUUUCAGACAUUCCGGGCUUUAUUGGACGCCGGAAGUCAAAACAAUCUUCUCACUACACAAGCGGCUCAACGGCUGAAGUUGGAGCCUACACCGACUAGUGAGGGGCCAUGCGGCCUAGGAGGUGCACCCGCAACAGUGACUGGCAAAGUCACAUGCGAUAUAGGUGCCAAGGAUACCGUACAUUUCCGUCUGGAAAUGUUUGUUUCACCACACAUUUGUGAUGAACAACCAAUCGGAAGACUCAAUACGAGUGGAUGGGAGGAACUCAAAACAUUACCGUUAGCUGAUCCUGGUUUUGAUAUUCCUGGUCCAAUUGAUGUCUUGCUCGCUGCCGAUGUCUUUGCUGAGUCACUUCUCGACCAACGUUUGAAACGCUGCGUCAAUAAACCGCGUGCUCUCAACUCUGUCUUCGGAUGGCUGAUUGUCGGUAGAAUCCGACUAGCAUCGUCGUCUUUAUUAAGUGUGCCAUCACCUAAUAUGGAUGACAGCUUAAACAAUAUUGUUCAACGCUUCUGGGAAAUCGAUACCGUUCCACAUUCUUCCCGAUUAACCCCAGAUGAACAACUCUGUGAAAAUAGUUUCACAGACGAGCAUUACCGUGACGAGACUGGUAGGUACGUCGUCUGUCUCCCCUUCAAAGAUAACGCUGAGCCUGUGUUUGAAGGCUCUCGGGAGAUAGCGUUACGACGCUUCCAUGCUAUCGAAAAGCGCCUUUCUCGUGAUCCAGACUUGAAACAACAAUAUGUUGAUUUCAUGACCGACUACAUCGAAAGUGGUCACAUGACUUUGGUGCCUGCUAAGCACAUGGGUCAAGGCAAGUUUUAUGUGCCGCAUCACUGCAUUCUGCGCCCUGAGAGUGCCACAACGAAGCUUCGCGUUGUUUUUGACGCUUCAGCUAGAGAUGCGCAUUCCAAAUCGCUUAACGACUCGCUAUUAACAGGCCCAAAGUUACAAUCCAACAUUGCGGAGAUUCUUCUUCACUACCGGGAGCACGAAGUGGUCUUUAUGGCCGACGUGCGCCAAAUGUACCGUCAAAUUAACGUUGCUCCGCAUCACCGGGAUUACCAGCGUAUUCUCUGGCGAGCUCACCCGGAUGAGCCUCUUCAGGAAUACGUAUUGAACACCGUAACGUACGGGAUCUCCUCGGCUCCGUUUCUUGCUUGCCGAACGAUCCAGCAAUUGGCCAACGAUGAAGGUCAUAAGUACCCGAAGGCCAAAACCGUUCUAACUUCCGAUAUUUACGUCGACGACGUCGUUACCGGCAGUUCUUCGCUGGAUGACGCUUGUGACAUCAAGUCACAGGUUAUCGCACUUUUCAAGCUCGGCGCGUUCGAGCUAAGAAAAUGGGUAAGCAACCGACCCGAACUUCUUCGGGAUUUGCCCUCAGAAAUGUGUCUCUCGGACGCCAUCGCAUUUACCGAGGCCGAAGACACCACCGUUAAGGUCCUUGGCCUUAAAUGGGAACCUGCUUCAGACUCGUUCGUUUUUAACGUCCAACCUUCUAAUCAACCGUGUACCAAACGAACGAUUCUAAGUGAGGUCGCCAGAAUCUUCGACCCUUUGGGUUUCUUGUCUCCAUUGACAAUCCAAGCCAAAGCCUUGAUCCAAAAACUUUGGAUUCUCGGCUCUUCAUGGGAUGAAACUCCUCCUCCGGAAAUUGUGUCCCAAUGGAGCAAUUUCUCUCAGCAACUUCCUCAAGUUAGAGAUUUGAAAAUCCCUCUCAAAUUCACCAUCGAAGGUGCUCAAUCGUAUCAGUUGCACGGGUUUUGUGACAGUUCUGAGGUAGCGUAUGGCGCAGUUGUAUAUCUACGUGUCACCGUGUCUGAUGGCUCCGUCCGCGUCCACCUCGUUUGCGCAAAGGCCAGAGUUUGUCCACUCCGGAAACAAUCUUUGCCCAGAUUAGAACUGUGCGCAGCAGUGCUACUUGCUGAUCUCAUCAAAUUCGUCAAGGACACGCUACGGCUGCCUGUCGACGAAACUUACCUUUGGUGCGACUCAACUUACAUUGGCUUGGUUACGCGCUCCGUCCUCUCGUUGGGUGACAUUCGUCGCAAAUCGUGUUAG